Marchantia polymorpha subsp. ruderalis is the source of this 2090-nucleotide messenger RNA. The record is from the annotation of a GenBank genome assembly. NCBI's taxonomy places the organism in Eukaryota, Viridiplantae, Streptophyta, Marchantiopsida, Marchantiales, Marchantiaceae.
CCAUGGUACUUUGACUAGGCAAUUCAUCAUCAUGUCUCAGGUGCAUAAGAUAAUAUUCCCACUCUUUGAGUCUUACCAUCCUUUUCGUUUUAUUAAUCGGUUUCCAACAUAUACAAAGCCAUCCCUUGGUUUGGCUGUGAUCGUAUACCGGAGGACCAUGUAGACUAACGGUGCUAUGAAAAUGUCAACGGGGCUUCUGCAGCCCGGUGAUCGUCAUCUCAAGGUUGACGGAUUGUCAGUGUAGGGGCCGGAUUAGCUUUCCCCUCAUUGACUGUAAGCGCUGCGCAGGUCUAAUGGAUCUGUAGCGACCUGUCACAAGGCAUCGGUGAAUCAUUCCAGUUGGGCUCGAGGUGGGAAGAGGACUCAUUGCAGAGUUGGUCUCGUCGAGAGCAUUGUGAUGGGAGGUCGAGCGAAUGAUGUGGACUGGUUGAGGACAGUGGCAUCCUAUUUGGUGGUCGUCUAUCACGCGGCGCAGAUCUUCGACUUCCAGAACAAAUCGUACUACAAAAAUGCAGAAAGGUCACCUUCUCUGGAUCUGUUCACGCGAUUUGUGCAUCUUUGGCACAUGCCGCUCUUCUUCCUGUUGGCAGGCUGGUCGUGCAAACUGUCCUUGGAGAGAAGGGGAGCGGCAAAGUUCUUGAUCGAAAGAGCUCAGAAGCUCCUCGUCCCGCUUCUAUUUGGCAUGCUCGUCCUCUGUGCUGCUCCCCGAUGGGUUGAAUACAGAUGUGGGCGGUGGAAACCACGAUCGGAAGAGGGCAGUCCCUCGCCUCUUGUCCAUUCGUUCACCACAUUCUUACGUGUUCAUUAUUAUUUCGAAGGGCUGACAUGGAACCAUCUUUGGUUUCUGGUGUAUCUGUUCACAUUUUGUGCUAUCUACUUACCAGGGUUUUGGCUACUCUCCCAUCAGGUCUCCGGGAGGCCAAGGGGUCAUCCAAAGUGGACAUGGGUGAUGGCAAAUGGUCCUGUCGUCCUUUUGGCAGUCGUGCAAUUGAGACUUCGAAAUCGAUGGCCAGGCUAUCAAAAUCUUGUUGACGACUGGGCUAACUUCUGGUUUUACUCAAUUUUUUUCAUAGCUGGCUUCUGUCUUUCUCUGUCCAAAAGUUUGGAGGAUCAUAUUCAUCUUCACUGGAAGAUGAAUGGAGCAUUGGGGCUACUGUCUUGCUGUCUGUACGUGUUUCCUGAUUCUUUCAGCCGACUUUACUUCUCCAAUUCGGAGCAUAUACAACAUGUUUUAUCCUCCUCAGGUGCAUGGUACUUUGUUUGCUUUCUUCGUUCAGCCGCUCAUCGAUAUCUCUCGAACCAUCCCGCCCCAGCCUUUUUGUCGGACAACGCGUUCCCUGUGUACAUUAUUCAUGAAGUCCCGCUCUUCCUGUUUGCACAUUUCGUACUUGGAAAGUGGUCUGCCCCCGUCGGAAUCAAAUUUGCUGCCUCUGUCACGGUCGCCCUGCUCAGCAGCCUUCUUGUCCUACAAACUAUCGUUAACCGCAGUCGCGUUUUCAGUUUCCUUCUGGGGGCUAAGGAAGUGAAGCGAGUUAAAUCAGGACCACACCAGGAUUAGGAUCGAGUAGAAGGUGCUAAUUACUUCUAUGUAGCAGGAAUGGUAUUUUUCGUGGUUCUCGUUCGGGAUCUGUAAGAAAAGGCAAGGUCAGCCACGAUGGUAUUAAAUUGGACCUCAUGUAAAACCGUGGCUGUGUUGCUAAUUUCGCUGUGAGGGACACAACCCAUGUGGGCAGACAUGUACUCGUUUUGGCUGGGUGGGUGGAAGGCUGUGUGCCAUAGAUGAAAGUCAUGGAGGAUCUGUUUGGGGAGACAGGAAGAGCUCUCGAGUGCAGGCUGAACACAUUUUCCUUCUACUCACAUGUACGCGAGUCUAAUGAAGAUGUGUCUUGCAAGCAUUCUGCAACCAAGGAGAUCGGUCUUUCUGAAACGUCCUCUGAAUCAUUGGGCAUGGAUAGUUCUUCCCUAUUUAAUUUGCAUCCUACCGCAGAAUAUCCGCGGGGAACAAAAACUGAAUGAUAUUGCGCAAAUCGAGAGGAAAAUGUUGAAAUUGUAGCAACUUUCCUUGCACCCUACGCUGGACACAGUUCGCC